Messenger RNA from Chrysochloris asiatica (Cape golden mole), 946 nucleotides. RefSeq names its product TAF8 RNA polymerase II, TATA box binding protein (TBP)-associated factor, 43kDa (gene TAF8). The record is from RefSeq and is a predicted model, not a curated record. NCBI's taxonomy places the organism in Eukaryota, Metazoa, Chordata, Mammalia, Afrosoricida, Chrysochloridae. Gene Ontology annotation, molecular function: protein heterodimerization activity. Gene Ontology annotation, cellular component: transcription factor TFIID complex. The transcript is spliced from 9 exons. Gene Ontology annotation, biological process: transcription initiation at RNA polymerase II promoter. Bases 14 to 946 code for a protein of 310 amino acids.
ACGCCAGAGCAAGAUGGCCGAGACGGCGGCUCCAGUUGGAGCCGGUAGCUCCGGAACGAGAUCAGGAAGUAGACAGUCCACUAACCCAGCUGAUAACUACCAUCUGGCCCGAAGGCGAACCCUGCAAGUGGUUGUGAGCUCCUUACUGACAGAGACAGGGUUUGAAAGUGCCGAGAAAGCGUCUGUGGAAACGUUGACAGAGAUGCUUCAGAGCUACAUUUCGGAAAUUGGGAGGAGUGCCAAGUCUUACUGUGAGCACACAGCCAGGACACAGCCCACACUGUCGGAUAUCGUGGUCACACUUGUGGAGAUGGGCUUCAACGUGGACACUCUCCCUGCUUAUGCAAAACGGUCUCAGAGGAUGGUUAUCACUGCCCCUCCGGUGACCAAUCAGCCAGUGACACCCAAGGCCCUCACAGCAGGACAGAACCGACCCCACCCUCCACACAUCCCCAGCCAUUUUCCUGAGUUCCCGGAUCCCCACACAUACAUCAAAACUCCGACCUACCGAAAACCUGUGUCAGACUACCAGGUCCUACGGGAGAAGGCUGCAUCCCAGAGGCGCGAUGUGGAGCGGGCACUCACCCGUUUCAUGGCCAAGACAGGCGAGACCCAGAGUCUUUUCAAAGACGAUGUCAGCACGUUUCCACUGAUUGCUGCCAGACCGUUCACCAUCCCCUACCUGACAGCCCUUCUUCCGUCUGUGCUGGAGAUGCAGCAAAUGGAAGAGACGGAUUCCUCGGAGCAGGAUGAGCAGCCAGACACGGAGAACCUCCCUCUUCACAUCAGUAUGGACGAUUCAGGAGCUGAGAAGGAGAAUGCAUCUGACCUGCAGCAGAACCCCUCCUUGGCGGGAAGUCGGAAUGGGGAGGAGAACAUCAUCGAUAACCCUUAUCUGCGGCCUGUGAAGAAACCCAAGAUCCGCAGGAAGAAGUCCCUCUCGUGA